Messenger RNA from Necator americanus (New World hookworm), 1569 nucleotides. RefSeq lists its product as uncharacterized. The record is from RefSeq and is a predicted model, not a curated record. Gene Ontology annotation, molecular function: gap junction channel activity. Gene Ontology annotation, cellular component: gap junction; plasma membrane. Lineage: Eukaryota; Metazoa; Nematoda; Chromadorea; Rhabditida; Ancylostomatidae. The transcript has 14 exons. The coding region runs from base 1 to 1569 and encodes 522 amino acids.
AUGCUCGGUUCGGAGCCUGAGCCGCCGCUGCUCUCGCGGAUCGUCGGAGUUCCACCGCCACCGCCACCUCGCGCACCUACUACUGCGUUAUUACGUCGACCGUCGUCGACCGUCACACCUAAAGAGCCACAAAAACAACAGGAGCCGAAACGUGACGACGCUAGGAACAAAUACAGCGAAAGCCCGUACAAGGAAAAUCAGCGUACUCCACUAGAGAAAGCACGUCAUCUCGACAAUCUUCCUUCAUAUCAGGCUCAAAAACUACUGGACGGCUCACAUCAACUACGUAUAGACACGCAUCACGUUGGAGCUCCUGGCCACGGCGCAGGCCACGGUCAUAAGAAGGAGUUUGGUCCUGCAAUGAUUCUCUACUAUCUUGCAUCCGCAUUUCGCGCUCUAUAUCCACGACUAGACGAUGACUUUGUCGAUAAGCUCAACUAUUAUUAUACCACUACUAUUUUGGCCUCCUUUGCGUUACUUGUAUCAGCGAAGCAGUACGUCGGAUUUCCAAUUCAAUGUUGGGUUCCAGCAACAUUUACUGAUGCUAUGGAGCAGUAUACGGAAAAUUAUUGUUGGGUACAAAAUACCUAUUGGGUUCCAAUGCAGGAGGAUAUUCCUCGCGAAAUUUACUCGCGUCGCAAUCGUCAAAUUGGUUAUUAUCAAUGGGUGCCUUUCAUAUUGGCAAUAGAAGCCCUUCUAUUUUAUGUGCCAUGUAUACUUUGGCGUGGUUUACUGUAUUGGCACAGUGGAAUCAAUCUACAAGGUCUCGUUCAAAUGGCGUGCGAUGCACGUCUAAUGGAUUCCGAAGUGAAAACAAGGACUGUCUAUACUAUGGCACGACAUAUGCAGGAUGAAGUGCAAUUGACAAAUAUUGACCGAUCCGGACAUUCACGGACAUGCUUCUCAAAUAUGCAAAUAGGAGCGAAUUGUGGUCGACAUUGUGGUUGCUACGUAACAAUGCUUUAUAUUGGUAUUAAAAUUCUAUAUUCGGCAAAUGUCUUGUUGCAAUUUUUUCUAUUGAAUCAUCUACUCGGCUCGAAUGACCUAGCUUAUGGCUUCUCAUUAUUAAAGGAUCUUAUGCACGAAAUUGAAUGGGAACAAACCGGAAUGUUUCCACGUGUUACACUCUGUGACUUUGAGGUGCGCGUGUUAGGGAAUAUUCAUCGGCAUACCGUUCAAUGUGUGCUCAUGAUUAAUAUGUUUAAUGAGAAGAUAUUCUUAUUUCUAUGGUUCUGGUUUUUAACUGUUGGUGUAAUCACUGUAUUUAACACUUGUUAUUGGAUAUUAAUUAUGUUUAUUCCUAGUCAGGGGAUGUCAUUCGUUCGGAAGUACUUACGUGUACUUGCCGAUCAUCCGGCUAAACCUAUUGCUGAUGACGUAACAUUACGGAAGUUCACCAAUAAUUUCCUGCGGAAAGACGGUGUCUUUAUGUUGCGUAUGAUAUCAACACAUGCUGGCGAAUUGAUGAGCAGUGAGCUAAUUCUGGCACUAUGGCAGGAUUUUAAUAACGUUGAUCGUUCGCCGACACAAUUUUGGGAUGCUGAACAUGGACAGGGAACACUUGACUAG